Messenger RNA from Periophthalmus magnuspinnatus, 1031 nucleotides. RefSeq names its product 3-hydroxyacyl-CoA dehydratase 4 (gene hacd4). Gene Ontology annotation, molecular function: 3-hydroxyacyl-CoA dehydratase activity. Gene Ontology annotation, biological process: sphingolipid biosynthetic process; fatty acid elongation; very long-chain fatty acid biosynthetic process. The transcript has 7 exons. The coding region runs from base 151 to 825 and encodes 224 amino acids. Lineage: Eukaryota; Metazoa; Chordata; Actinopteri; Gobiiformes; Gobiidae. Gene Ontology annotation, cellular component: endoplasmic reticulum membrane. The record is from RefSeq and is a predicted model, not a curated record.
CCUACUUAAGCCUCCUCGCUUUUAUGUACUUUGAAAUGUGUGUGGUUCUUCAUUGGGCAUGCUUCUUGGAGGUGUAAAAAUGCUCCUGCCCUGACUCCACUGAGAAUCAGCGGGAACUACAGAACCUGACUGCACAAGACCAGGAGCAGAAUGCUCAGCUUCCGGCUCACCUAUAUUUUUGUGUACAAUCUACUGCAGUUCUGUGGACACACAUGGAUCCUUACCAACACCAUUGCCAGGUUUCUGACAUUUGGAAAAGAUGCCUUGGCGGACAUGUUUUACUCGGUAGGCUUUGUGAUGAGCCUGUGUCAGCUGUUGUCCUUCCUGGAGCUCUUCCACAUCGCAGAUGGCAUCGAGAAGGCCCGGCUACUGCCACGCUUCAUACAGGUAACAGAGAAGAAUGUGCUUUUGAUAUUGGUGAUCCUGCUGGAGGAGAUGCAGAGUAAGCCUGUGGUGUGUCUGCUGUUUCUCCUCUGGAACAUUCAAGACCUCUUAAGGUACCCCCAUGAGCUGCUGUGUGCAAUGGACAGGCCGUCUGUGACUAUGCUGUGGACCCGCUACACACUGUGGAUUCCUCUGUAUGCUUUGUCUGUGGCCAUGGAAGGCUUCACCCUUUAUCAGGCUGUACCGUACAUCAGUCCUGUGACUGCACCUUCAGAUUUACUCAACUCCACGGUAACCACACCCACCAACCUCCAUUUUGUUCUGGUUGCCUACUUCCCACUUCUGUUACUUGGUGGUAGUAUAACCGUUUGGCAGUUGCUGAAAGAGAGAAGGCACCAUCUUGCCAAAUGGAACAAGAAAAAGAAAACAAAAUUGAAAUGAGCUUUUUGACCAAGAAGUGAGAACUUUAUGAAAGCGGUAUCAUGAGCUUAAGCACUUCUGGUUUCAGCAAGUUUUCAGAGGAAGAAGUAGGCCUGUUUGUACUUCAGUCUAUGUAGAAGUGGGUUCCACUGUAUUUGUUGGUAUAUCAACCAUAAGCUCUGGUCUAAGUGGUUUUCUUAUUGAAAUCUGGACAGGACCUCAAAGCC